UCAGAAGUCUUAAAACAGCAGAAAAUUCGACGAAAAGUAAUGAAACUUAGCUUUCUUCAUCAUAUUUAGUUAUGAACUAACGUGGUCAGGGAUAUAGUUUAUCAACGAAAAUAAGACAUGAGACAGCCAAUUGAACCAAGCAAAGAAGAUUGCUGUAACAGUGGAUGUAAUCCUUGCGUAUUUGACGUCUACGAAAAACAGCUAAAAUUGUACGCAGCAUUUGUAAAGAAUGGGGAAUUGUCAGAAGUGGUAGAAGAAAAUGCUUUAUCACAAUUAGAAUAUACUAAGUUUACACUUGUAGAUAAUUUAGAACUGUGUUCAUUUCAUAGGAUCCUUGCAUUCAAAAGGACUGAAUCUGUAAUUGGGAAAAAGCUAUUUUGGAACGCUGGUGAUCAUUUCUUAGUGAAAUAUAGUGCAGGAGGUGAAGUGUGUAGUAGAGCAUAUACUCCUAUCAAAUAUACUAUUGAGAUUAAUGACUAUGACUUUGUGAUAAUUGUGAAGAAAUAUGAGAAUGGACAAGUAUCAAGUUAUUUAUGUAAUAUGACACCAGGGCAAGAAACAUUGUGGAGAGGGCCCUAUGGAUCUUUUGAAUUUGUACCUAAUAAGUAUGAAAGAAUAAUUAUGAUUGCUCAAGGGACUGGCAUAGCUCCAUUCUUUUCUAUCAUACAAGAUGUUUUAACCAAUGAAGAUGAUUACACUAAAAUAGUGCUAUACUUCUGUUGUUCAUCACCAGAAACAAUUAUUUUAAGAAAUGAAUUAUACUCAUUUAAAUCUUAUUGGAAUUUUCAAUAUAAUGUUUUUAUAAAUAAUUCAAAUUGUAUGCCAAAGUAUCAGGAACCUAUUCAUAAUAGGAAACUGGAGUUUACAGAUUUAAAAUUGUUAGAACCAUUCUCCGGUAAUGACCAAUUUCUGAUUUGUGGAUCAACUUCAUUUAUGAAUAAUUUUAAAAUCCUUUUAAUUGAAGCAAAUGUUUCUUGUAAUAAUAUCAAAGAGUUUUAAUAAAUUGAUAUACAAAAUUAUAAUUUACAAGCAGAGUGUUCCUUUGUACAUAAUUUGAUUAAUUAUCUGAAUUAUAAAUUUAUUAUGAC
Messenger RNA from Cydia splendana, 1088 nucleotides. Its product is annotated as NADH-cytochrome b5 reductase-like. The transcript has a single exon. The coding region runs from base 118 to 999 and encodes 293 amino acids. The record is from RefSeq and is a predicted model, not a curated record. NCBI's taxonomy places the organism in Eukaryota, Metazoa, Arthropoda, Insecta, Lepidoptera, Tortricidae. Gene Ontology annotation, molecular function: cytochrome-b5 reductase activity, acting on NAD(P)H.